Messenger RNA from Mycosarcoma maydis (corn smut), 828 nucleotides. RefSeq lists its product as uncharacterized. The transcript has 2 exons. The record is from RefSeq and is a predicted model, not a curated record. The coding region runs from base 1 to 828 and encodes 275 amino acids. NCBI's taxonomy places the organism in Eukaryota, Fungi, Basidiomycota, Ustilaginomycetes, Ustilaginales.
AUGAUGGUUAGGCUCUCCGUACGCGAGCUGUUGAUUUGGGCGGUAUUUGUGCUGGUUUCAACCACGGCGGUUCAGGCACCGAACCCAGUCGCUCUCACCAGUGCUGCCAUCGAUGAAUUUCUCGCCAGAGAAUACGGCCACUUGCCUGUGGAUCAGCGGAGGAACGUCGGACUGGUCCCAAUGAAUCUUGACAAGUUGAUUCGUGGAGCUGAUCACAAAGGACGGCUGACGCUGGCGGCGCCUGCACCUGGGCACGUGCUGCUGUUGACCGAACCAGUAUAUGGCGAAUGGGUUCGAGGAGUGGGAGUCAUGUCCGACACGGACUCGAUGCACUUUUUCCGCACUUCGCCGUUCGUCCUGCGUCGCGAGGGAGCAGACCAUGUGUACAGUACAUCGACGAGCGUUGAUGGGCUGAACCACAUUCCUGCGCGUUCUACCGAUCCGCAUCUGUUUGGAGCGCGCAAACUGUCGAUCCUGCUACCGAACGGAGUGUAUCGAAGCAAACAGCAGUUCGCGUUGAGCCACAUUUCAGUCUUGCCAGUAACAGGUCCUGCACCUGGAGAAAUCACCGUGUAUCCCGAUUUCAUAUGGCAAAAAUUGCUCAAGGGACCUCACGACGUAGAGUAUGGUCACGGCCCGUUGGUCGAAUGGUCGAACAAGCCUCGUUGGAACAAAAAGGUUACGUUCGUGCCCAACGAUGGCAGUGCCACUAGGAAGAUAUUCACCUCGCCCGCAAAGUGGUUCUCUUCUGCCAAGCCUAAAGCCGAUGCUCACACGACUGGUUCCUCGACAUCGCAUGAUGACCCUCUCGAUUCUCGUGCAGCCUAG